AUGCUGGCGCUCACGCGGCGCGCGCCGCUCCGACUCCUCCAAAAGCGGCGCCUCCACCUCACGCCGCGCGAGGCGGACCACCUGCAGCUCCACCAGGUGGGGGCUCUCGCCCAGAAGCGCCUGGCCCGGGGCCUCAAGCUCAACCAGCCCGAGGCGACGGCGCUGAUCGCGACGGUGUGCCUCGAGAAGAUCCGCGACGGGGCGUCCGUCGCCGAGCUCAUGACCGUGGGCCAGCGGCUCCUGGGCCGCCGCCAGGUGCUACCCGGCGUCGCCGAGGUCGUCGGCGAGGUCCAGGUCGAGGGCACGUUCCCCGACGGCACGAAGCUCCUCACGGUGCACCACCCCAUCUCGGCCCUCGACGGCGAUUUGGAUCUGGCGCUCCACGGGUCCUGCCUGCCGGCGCCGGACCUCGCGGCCUUCGGCGACGCGGCCGCGCCCGCGGCGCCGGGCGCGUUCGCCUGCGGCGACGGCGCGGUGACGUUGAACGCGGGCCGCGCGGUCGUCGAGGUCAAGGUGACGAACACGGGCGACCGGCCGAUCCAGAUCGGGAGCCACUACCACUUCAUCGAGACGAACGCGGCCCUCGUCUUCGACCGGGGCGAGGCCUACGGCCGGCGGCUCAACGUGCCGUCGGGGAGCUCCGUGCGCUUCGAGCCGGGCGAGCGCAAGGUCGUGAGCCUGGUCGACAUCGCGGGCGCCCGGGUCGUGCGCAGCGGAAACUUGCUGACCGACGGCGCGGCGACGGCCGACCGCAAGGACGAGGUCAUGGCCCGCGUGACCGCGCGCGGCUUCGGCCACGAGGACGCCGGGUCCGCGCCGGGCGAGCCGCUGCAGCUCGAGCGGUCCCACUACGCGGAGCUCUACGGGCCCACGGUCGGCGACGUCGUCCACCUGGGAGACACGGCGCUGUCCGUGCGCGUCGAGCGGGACUUCACGUCAUACGGCGACGAGUGCAAGUUCGGCGGCGGCAAGACGCUCCGCGAGGGCAUGGGCCAGCAGACGGGCUGCGCGGCCGCGGACGCCCUCGACACGGUCAUCACGAACGCGCUCGUCGUCGACGCGGUCCUCGGCGUCGUGAAAUGCGACAUCGGCCUCAAGGGCAACCGCAUCGUCGGCGUCGGCAAGGCGGGCAACCCGGACGUCAUGGACGGCGUCACGCCGGGCAUGACCGUCGGCGUCACGACGGAGGCCAUCGCGGGCGAGAAGCUCGUCGUCACGGCCGGCGGCGUCGACACGCACAUCCACUUCAUCUGCCCCCAGCAGUGCGACGACGCCAUCGCGUCGGGCCUCACGACCAUGUACGGCGGCGGCACGGGCCCCGCGUCCGGCACCUGCGCGACGACGUGCACGCCCGCGCCGAGCGAGGUCGAGAUGAUGCUCAAGGCGACGGACGACCUGCCGCUCAACUUUGGGUUCUCCGGCAAGGGCAACACGAGCGACCCGGGCGGGCUCCUCGAGGUCAUCGAGGCCGGCGCCGCGGGCCUCAAGCUCCACGAGGACUGGGGCACGACGCCCGCGGCCAUCGACGCGUGCCUGACCUUCGCGGACGAGAACGACGUCGCGAUCACGAUCCACACGGACACGCUCAACGAGUCCGGCUUCGUCGACGACAGCCUCGGGGCCAUCAAGGGGCGCACGAUCCACACGUACCACAGCGAGGGCGCCGGCGGCGGCCACGCGCCGGACAUCAUCAAGGUCUGCGGCGAGCCGAACGUGCUGCCGAGCUCGACGAACCCGACGCGGCCCUUCACGGUCAACACCAUCGACGAGCACCUCGACAUGCUCAUGGUCUGCCACCACCUCGACAAGUCGAUCCCCGAGGACGUCGCGUUCGCCGAGUCGCGCAUCCGCGGCGAGACCAUCGCCGCGGAGGACAUCCUGCACGACACGGGCGCCAUCUCCAUCAUCUCCAGCGACUCCCAGGCCAUGGGCCGCAUCGGCGAGGUCAUCACGCGCACGUGGCAGACCGCGGACAAGAUGAAGAAGCAGCGCGGCCCGCUGCCCGAAGACGCGGCCGCCGGCGACGACAACACGCGCGUCAAGCGCUACGUCGCCAAGUACACGAUCAACCCGGCCAUCGCCCACGGCAUGUCCGACCACAUCGGCAGCGUCGAGGUCGGCAAGCUCGCGGACCUCGUGCUCUGGAAGCCGAGCCACUUCGGCGCCAAGCCCGAGAUGGUCAUCAAGGGCGGGGCCAUCGCCUGGGCCCAGAUGGGCGACCCGAACGCGUCCAUCCCGACGCCCCAGCCGGUGAAGAUGCGCCCCAUGUUCGGCGCGCUCGGCAAGGCCGUCGGCGACACGUCGCUCGCGUUCGUGUCGCGCGCGGCGCACGACCGCGGCGUCAAGGACCUCUACGGCCUCUCCAAGUCGACGGCGGCGGUCAAGAACACGAGGACCGUCGGCAAGAAGGACAUGGUCCUCAACGACGCGACGCCGGACAUCACCGUGGACCCGGAGACCUUCGAGGUCAAGGCGGACGGCGAGACCCUCACCUGCGACCCGGCGACGGCCGUGCCGCUCGCCCAGAGCUACUUUCUCUUCUAA
Aureococcus anophagefferens is the source of this 2544-nucleotide messenger RNA. RefSeq lists its product as hypothetical. Lineage: Eukaryota; Pelagophyceae; Pelagomonadales; Pelagomonadaceae. The transcript has 4 exons. Gene Ontology annotation, biological process: urea catabolic process. Gene Ontology annotation, cellular component: urease complex. The coding region runs from base 1 to 2544 and encodes 847 amino acids. Gene Ontology annotation, molecular function: urease activity; nickel cation binding. The record is from RefSeq and is a predicted model, not a curated record.